CAAUGAUUGGCAACUCGGUACACCAACGCCUCUGAAUAAGCGCUGUCGCCGGUCUGUCAUACUGACAUAGGGGAACGCCUCGAGGGCCGCCCCCAAAAAAGAUCCUGCCCUUGUCCUAUCUCACCUCCCCGGUUCUCUUAGAAUCUCAGACUGUUCAACUUGGAUGCGGCUUAUGAUCCCACACUCAGACUUGAGUUGAACUCGACACUACCAGUCCCUUAUUGCAAAGCGCACUGUCAGCCGAUCUUUUCCCCCCUUCUUUGUCCUUUGGAUUCCCCAAUGAGAAGUUCUACAGCCACUGUGACUGGCAUCUUCAAGCAACCGACGCCGCCAACUACGUACAUUUGGGUGCCGGGCUAUUAUGAGCAGGGUGCCUAUCCAUCCUGUCCCAGGGUGACUGACUGACACAUCCACAUGCCCUCCUGGGUAACAUCAUUCUUCCUUACUUUCAAAUAAGUACGCCUGCGCCCCAGAGGAGCCGGCUACUCUCACAUGAAGACAAUGUCGUCUUCGACCUUUGGCAUUCAUCCCUCUCUGCUUGACAAGAACAGCAGUGGGGAUAGGACGUGGGCGGCUGCAGACCACGGAGUCGCUGAUCACCCCUACUCAGGCCCUCAGCCAACGACGACGACGACCUCGUUGGCGACGACGUCUUUCACAUCGUCCAACAACCUAUCGCCCUACUCCCAUGUUCAUAGUAACUCAGCAUCUCCCUCCCUCAACAACGCCAGCACGCCAGCAGACUCUUUGUCUGUUCUCAGCGAGCACUAUUCCAGUGAACUCAGCGAGGACGCAGAUCCGUUCUUGGGUGUCGACUUCAACGACGAGGACGGCAGCACACCCACUUUCCUUGGAGGCUCGGUAGGGGACUCGAGCGGUCACAGCGAGCCCUCCUACCCACAGACCGUGUCGUCGGGGCCAGACCAUAAUGCGCCCGACCCUCUCAGCUACCCUCUAAGCACAGGUCCCACCACGCCGUCCUUUCAAACGACAUCUCCGACCUUUGGGCAUGAAACCUCGCUGGCCUUGGGCCAGAUCUCGCCCAGGUCCUUCUCACAAGCGCCCUCGAACCCGUCGGGGCUCGCCUCAUCCGACUACUCUCUCGACCUGUCUGCGCCUCACCUGGGUUCCGAAUCCAAAACGACGCUUUCUAGUGAAGACGGCAUGGUGUUCACCACGGCCCCGAGUCCGAGCCCUCGGGUCCUCGUCUCCAUGUGGGGACGGGACCAGUCUCAGGCCGACGAGCCCUUGCCUCCGGAAGACACGGAAAGCCCCUCGACUGUACGAGCCGGCAUCGUGAGUACCGAUGACAACUUCGUCUCGGCAUCGUAUCAGCGUUCAGAUGCGGCUAGAGACGACUAUGGGAUAUGGUCUGCUGGUCCCUCGACAGGGCCUCGUGGCUGGGGUCCAGAGAUUCGCCCGUCCGCCGAGGGUCCUACCAUGAACGAGAUGGACACGCGCCGCAAGAUUGCAGAGCGCAACAAAGACGUGGGUAGGUGGAUCACCACGGCCACCGAUGGCGGACAGCCUUCUGAGGUGGCUAGCCCGCCAGCCUUCGAUUCUUCGACAAUCGACGACGAUGGUAUCGCCCCGGGAGAGAUUCCAUUGGGCAGUAAGACUGAGAACAAACCCCUGCCUGAUCAGGUUUAUUAUAUGGAGGGAGGAGGCGCUCUCACGGAAGAUCUGAAGCUAAUGGGACAGCACCGUCUCUGGUCGGAUGCGCCCACGGUAUAUCGCAUCACCAAGGAUGGUGCGGAUCGUCAACAACCUGAGAGCUCAGACGCUGCAAUGAAGCGCUUCGACCAGAUGUGCCAGGAGACGGGCUCGGUCCUGUCGAGAGCUGCCACCUGGGGUACGCGCCGUCGAAGCCUGCCCAGCAUCGCAGAUAUGGAGGGCAUUACCAGCGGCAGCUUCUUGAAGAAGCUUUCUAUCAGCCGAGACAGGAAGCCUAGUAUACUGUUCAGGGAGCUCCGCGGAUUGGUCAGGAAACCUAGCAACCCGCUACUCAAGCGCCAUCGCACCGUUCCGGAGGAGGAGCUUGCAGCCGAGAAGGACGCUCAGGCCCGGCGCGAGGGUCGUGACACCCUCGCGCCGCCGCUGCCACGCGCCUCGAGUUGGACCAAGAAGCAGCAGCCGCCUUCUCUCAAUACAGCCCUCAUGUCUAUGGCUACAGGCGCCGCCGCCAUCGGUACGACGCAUGCACGGAGCGGGUCGAUCAGCAAUAUGACCUCGCCCAAGAGCCCCUUCAACUUGCAGGUGAGGGGUACUGUGCUGAAGCGGCCAAGGAGCAAAUCCGAUCUUCCCAAUCGCGCCUUAGUGAAGGAAGAGUCCCACCCCAACCUGGUUGGGAUGUGGAAGAAGAGCGGUGGCCCGCCUGUCGCACACUUGGCGAGAGGCACCGGCAUUCCUGACCUGGACGAUGACGAUGAGGAGGAAGAUGACCUGUACGAUGAAGGUGACGUGAGGGCGGCGAACAGCAACAUCAUUGAUGAGAUCCCUCCCACCCUGGCCGGCUUCAGGCAACAGAUCCUGAAGAUGAAUCCAAGACUGGCGGAACAGAACACGUUCCUCGUCGACCGGAUCGCACAUCAACAAGUCAUACGCUACAAGACGCUACUGAACAGCAAGGUCAGACACCUUCAGCGGACUGCGGCUCACAACUGUCCCUCUGGACAGAUGUGUCUUGAGCUUGGGGGCUCAGCAAUUCCGUUCGACGUCAGGGGAGAUUCCCGGGGCCUAGACCCCCUGAGCACAGCAUACGACGUCGAGGACGCAGACGCCAUCGCACCGGAAGGUGGAAUCACGGCAGAGAGCUUCCCUGCAGAUAUCCCUAUGCCACCCACCAACUCACUACCGGCAGAAUUUGAAUGCCAGCUCUGCUACUCGACCAAGAAGUUUACCAAGCCAUCUGACUGGACCAAACAUGUGCACGAAGACGUGCAGCCCUUCACCUGUACCUGGGACCGGUGCCGGGAGCCCAAGAUCUUCAAGCGCAAAGCUGACUGGGUGCGGCAUGAGAAUGAGGGCCACAGGCACCUUGAAUGGUGGACGUGCGAUGUCGAGGACUGCCGGCACAUCUGCUACCGUAGAGACAACUUCCUGCAACACCUUGUCCGGGAGCACAAGUUCAUAGAGCCCAAGGUGAAAACAAAAGCUGCCGUGAAGCGGGCAGGCGCCCACGAUCCCACGUGGCAAAAGGUUGAGAAGUGCCACACAGAGACACGGAGCAGGCCGCAAGAGGAGCCAUGCCGCUUCUGCGGGAAGACGCUGCAGACGUGGAAGAAGCUGACGGUCCACCUGGCAAAGCACAUGGAGACCAUGAGCCUACCAAUCCUGCGGCUCGUGGCCAGAGCGGAGCUGCACGCCGACACCAUCAUCAGUCCCGUAUCCGAUCCACCUCCCAGGACGUUCCCACCGGUCCAGUCAGAGCAGCAGCCCUUCAGCCAGCAGCAGCAACGGCAGCAACAACAACAGCAACAACAACAGCAACAACAACAACAACAAGCAGCGCAGUACAGCCAUCAUGGCUCCGCAUCGCCGUACUCACGGUCGCCUCACCAAGGCCAAGGUGCCUUCUUCCACCAGCACUGA
Messenger RNA from Cryphonectria parasitica EP155, 3591 nucleotides. RefSeq lists its product as uncharacterized. Lineage: Eukaryota; Fungi; Ascomycota; Sordariomycetes; Diaporthales; Cryphonectriaceae. The coding region runs from base 493 to 3591 and encodes 1032 amino acids. The record is from RefSeq and is a predicted model, not a curated record. The transcript has 3 exons.